AAUGGCUGACAAGCAUAGAAAUCUAUUUAAAUUCAAGUCCACCAAGACAACAAAGUCUUACAAAUCUGAAACUGAAAAAAACAAGUGUUUAAUUGAAGAGAAAACUGCACAAAAUGACAAUUGUAAAAAAUCUGUGGUUAAAAAUAAAAAACAAAGUGAGAAAAGCAAUAAUGCAACAAUUACAAAAUAUUUUUUAACAAAGGAAAUAAAUAGUGUUGUUCAAUUGAAGAAUUUACAACCAGGAUCAAGUUGUAAAGAAAUUGAGAAAGAUUACUGUGUUGAAGUUGGCCCAUCAAAGAAAAGAAAGCAUAUUGAAUGUAUUGAAUUGCUGUCAUCCUCACAGUCAUCAGAUGAUGAAAUAAUGGAGAAGAAAAGCCCUGUGAAAAAAAACUAUUUCGAAGAUUUAACAAGUUUGGAUAAAAGCUUUGCUAAACAUUUACAUAAGAAAUUAUUACAUCAACAAAAAUGUGACGAUAUUAAAAUAGAGGGUAGUUUAACUGUGUUUGUUAGGAGAAAAAGUCAUUCAUUUAUUAAUUUUUUACAAAACUUUUGCGCAAAAAAAUCAAAUAUAGAAAUAGACAUUGCCAAAUUAAUUAGACAGGUACAACCUGAAAAGGAUAUAAAGUGUAAAUAUGUAAUAAUCACUGAUACAAGUUUUGAUUAUGAUAAAGCUUCACUUGCUGUAAAUAUUCUUAAGUUUGGUUUGGAUGGGCAAUUAUAUAUAAUUCAUAUUGAAGAUAUGUGUGCUAGUGAUUUGCCAAAUAUCUUUAGAGAUUGGAAAAUUGAAUGCCAACAAAUCAUUAUUCAUUUAGCAGAACAUCCAAUUGUUAUCAAUAAUUAUAUUGGUGAAUUUUUUCAAAGUUUCAAACAACUAAGUUCUUCCAAUAAGCUUUUCAUAUGUAUUGCAAUCGAAAUUAAUAAUGCAAGCAGACAUUGUAAUUUCCCUUAUAGAAAUUGUGAUCUGUUGGUUGAUUUGGAUGGGUUAAAAAAUUGCUUACAAAAUAGAUUUAUUAAAACUUUUCAAUUACAAAAUAAACACUCAACAUUGGUUAAUCCCUAUAUUAAAAUUAUUCAUUUCUUAUCAGAAAUUAAUCCAGAUUCAUUGGUUGAAAAACCCAAUCUCAAAGAACUUGUUAAUAAGCACAUUGAAAAUUUGCAAAAAAAGUACUAA
Molecule: messenger RNA, 1171 nt
Organism: Dimorphilus gyrociliatus
Lineage: Eukaryota; Metazoa; Annelida; Polychaeta; Dinophilidae
Source: the annotation of a GenBank genome assembly